Stegastes partitus (bicolor damselfish) is the source of this 3145-nucleotide messenger RNA. It is a transcript of the gene slc25a17l, whose product is annotated as solute carrier family 25 member 17-like. The transcript is spliced from 9 exons. Gene Ontology annotation, molecular function: FMN transmembrane transporter activity; AMP transmembrane transporter activity; NAD transmembrane transporter activity. Gene Ontology annotation, biological process: transport. Gene Ontology annotation, cellular component: peroxisomal membrane. The record is from RefSeq and is a predicted model, not a curated record. Lineage: Eukaryota; Metazoa; Chordata; Actinopteri; Pomacentridae. The coding region runs from base 358 to 1305 and encodes 315 amino acids.
UUUUUUUAUUUGUUUGUUUUUUAUACUUUGCAAAAACCAAACAUAAACAGUGCCAGUCCAGUCGGUGGCCGUAACACAAAACAAACCCACCAACAGAAAACAGAAGAAGAAGAAGAAGAACCGGAAGCGUCGAAAAGUAGCCGACGAAGAAGAAGCAGUCAGCUGGGAUCAACCAAUCAAUGGCGGCGGGGAGGAAAGGUUUUCUCACUCUUCUCGGCUUUCUUCCUCUAAACGCCGCCUUGGAGUCGCUGUUGUGAAAUCUUGUCUUCCCCCGCAAACCGCCCGAAGAACCGGACCGACCGCCAGCUAUCCUCCCGGCGUUUCUUCCGCGCUGCCCGACCGGUGGAGCCCGCAGAGAUGUCCGACAACGGCGGCUCGGCUGUCGGCCUUCUGUCCUACGAGACGCUGGUUCACGCUGUGGCAGGUGCAAUGGGGAGCGUGACAGCCAUGACCGUCUUCUUUCCUCUGGACACCGCCAAGAGCAGGCUGCAGGUGGAUGAGAAACGGAAAUCUCACUCCACCCCCAUCAUCCUGGCUGAGAUAGCUAAAGAAGAAGGCCUUCAGUCUCUGUACAGAGGCUGGUUCCCAGUUAUCUCCAGCCUCUGCUGCUCCAACUUCGUCUACUUUUACACCUUCAACACGUUGAAGAGGCUGACGGACGCCGGUCCAGGCACGUCCAGACCUGGCAAAGACCUGCUCAUCGGAAUCAUAUCAGGAGUCGUAAACGUGCUCACCACCACUCCCAUGUGGGUGGUCAACACCCGCCUCAAGCUGCAGGGCGUGAAGUUCAGAAACGAGGACCUCCACCAGACCCAGUACAGAGGCAUAUUUGAUGCUUUCUCGCAGAUCAUUGCCAACGAAGGAGUGAGAAGUCUGUGGAAUGGCACUCUGCCGUCUCUCAUCCUCGUCCUCAACCCGGCGGUACAGUUCAUGAUUUAUGAAGCCAUGAAGAGGAAGGCAGGCAAGGGAGGGAGGAAGAUAUCCUCUGCAGAGAUCUUCUUCAUCGGAGCCGUUGCCAAAGCCAUCGCUACUACCGCGACGUAUCCUCUCCAGACAGUUCAGGCCAUCCUGAGGUUCGGUCAGUACAAAGGUGACGGCAAGGGAGGCGUCAUCGGAAGUUUGUCCAACGUUUUGUUCCUGCUUAUGGACAGAAUCAAGAGACAUGGUGUUCUUGGUUUGUACAAAGGCCUGGAGGCCAAGCUGCUGCAGACGGUGCUGACGGCUGCCCUCAUGUUUGUCGUGUACGAGAAGAUCACUGCGGCCACCUUCAAAGUCAUGGGCCUCAACAGGAAACUGAAGCGCUGAGGACACCUGCUGGAAACGGCAUCAGUGCACUUAUCGUCUGUAGGUUUCAUCGGUGCAUGCUGAUGAUGUUUAAAUGGUAGGAUUUGCUUCGAUCGCAUACAUACUGUAAUACAAGUUGAGAUUGGUGCCUUUAGGGCCAAAGAUUCACCACAAUGAGAGGUGGGUUUGAUUCUUUUGAUACCUCCUCGUUCUUAACCUUUACCUGCUUCCAUGUGUGCACUGUGGACCACCUGAAUUCAGCAAGUGUUUUUUUUCCUGUCUGCUGAAUUCAGAAGCUCCUCUAAUUUGAAAAGUUUGGAGGUGAAGUGGCACCAAACCUGACAUGACCUUCUAAAAGGCAAAUUGAAUGUGCUUUUUAAUUUUCACUUGCUGGAAAAACUACGUCAACCUGCCUACAAGUGACGUCACGGCUCACUAUUAAAUUUAGAAACGGAUUUUAAAACAAUCUGGGCAAAAGAUCAGUGAUUCUCGAAGCAAAAGUUUGACAUUUUGGUAAAUGUGCUUAUCCGCUCACUCGUCCACAGUUAACUGCUCCUUUCGAGGGUUUACACGGUUGUCAUGGAUGUACAUGAACCAGCCAACUUAGCUUAGCAUAAAGACAGGAAACGCAGCUCGGCCACUGAAGCUGGCUAAAUAACACGCAGCUUGUUUAAUUCGUUCUUUAUUGGAGCUUCUGGGCAGCUCAGGAUUGAAAGAUGCUGGUUUGCUGGAGAGGGCCAGGCUGCUUCUUGUCUCCCGUUCCCAGCCUUUGUGCUAGUUCAGCAGUGGUUUAGUACUGAAGCGCUACAACUGAGGCUGGUGUUGAUCUUCUAGUUCCUGCAUCACAGAGUUUUCUCCUCUCCAAAGAUGUUUUUAAAAUGAGAUGAAAAUGCACAGAUUUCUUUAAAAUGAAAACUCCUUGUCUUUACUGAACGUGGGCUGAUGAUACCCACCUCAUUGUCUCCUUCCAAACGCUGGGAAAACUCAGUGUCUUUCACAAAACGUCAAACUUUUAAUUCAUCGUCAGGACCUUGCUGCAGUUGAUGAGAGCAGUACUGAAGCGUUGCCUUAAUCUCAGCCACUGGACCAUUCUUCACAUCUUUUAGUAACUUUCAGUUUGAUUUCCUGCAAGAUAGAAACUUUAUGAAAUUACCCUGCAGAUAGAGACUUUUCUUUUUCAUGUGCUGACUUACGAUGUUGUUAUUACACACAAAUGAGCAGUAACAUCAGUGAUGGUGAAGACGGGAAAAGAGCAGCGGUCUGACAAAAUCUGGACCUGCUUUUCCAACUAAAACUGAUCUAAAACUGAGAAUUAGUGCUUAACCGUACAUCCAGAGUUUGUUCCAUGUGUACAGAUGCUGCUGUAGGUACGAAGUGCCUCUAAGAUCCGAUCAUGAAACACUGCACUAUGAAAUGACAUAAACUACGUGACGACUGUUGAUUUAUACUGAGUUCCAUUAUUCAUGUCACUGUGAGCAGCGUAGUCAGGGAUUCACUUCCAUGUGUGCGCUCUGUGAUUUGGUAAAUGGAUGUCGAUGCCGCCUCUCGCCUCAUUUGAGGGUGGAUUCGCUCCUUGUGGUGCCGUUAAACUGGCUCAGUAGUGAGCAGUGGUGAAUGUGUGGCAGUAAGUGAAGCAGCAGCGCGAGCCGAUCAGGACAAUACGUACACGAUGGGUGUUCAUUACUGUAUUACUGGUAACAUACUUGAUGUUUACAUGAAAAUACUUUGUCAUCUUCCUUUAUUUACAUCACGUUUUGUUUUUUUUAACAUAUUCUUUUCUAAUUUUGUCUAAAUUACAUUAACACUGUUUUUGGGGAUUUAAAUUAUUGUGGUAACUGGGGAGCAUUAAAGUUUGACCGUA